Mastomys coucha (southern multimammate mouse) is the source of this 2619-nucleotide messenger RNA. Its product is annotated as coiled-coil domain-containing protein 7-like. NCBI's taxonomy places the organism in Eukaryota, Metazoa, Chordata, Mammalia, Rodentia, Muridae. The transcript is spliced from 29 exons. The coding region runs from base 112 to 2619 and encodes 835 amino acids. The record is from RefSeq and is a predicted model, not a curated record.
UUACAGAUCUCAUCUGAUAAAACUAAAAGAUUGAAGAAGAAAGAACUUGAUGAUAUAGAUUCUUUAGCUGUAAAGGAUUUCCCACCAGAGACCUUUAAGUCAUUUACAGAAAUGCCGUUAAUAGAAGAACACCAGGAAUCAACUUUGCUCCAGCUAAAUGAAGAAAUGGUUGAAGCAUCAGAAGAAUCAGGAGCAAAGGACACUGAAGGCCUUUUCAAGGCACCAAGUGAAAAUCCAAAUGAAGAUAAUGAUUUGCUGCCAGAAGAUGAGGCACCUAUAAUGGAGCAAGUUGCAGUCAGUGGGAGACAUAAAUCACUUUAUAUCUCUACAAUGCCACUUGAUGCCUUGACUUUAAUUUCAAGAACACAAUCUGAAAUUGAGACUCUUGAGGCCAUCAAAUACGAGAAUGUUCUUAAUGAAGGUGAAGAGCAAGAUAAAAAAGAAGGCUCAGACAGAAGAAAAUCAAAAUCAAAGAGAAAAAAAAGUUUUAAGCCUGAGAGACUGUCUACUCAUGAGGAAGAAUCAGAUAGAGUGUACUAUGAAGAAGCAACAGAAGCGAAAGUUCCAUCAAAGAAGAAAGCCUCUGAUGCACAUGGAUAUGAAGUGCUUAGCUCUGAGAGAAAAGUCUCAGCCUCAAAGGCACAUAUAAAAAACCAAAGAACUCACAAAAGAGGAAGAGGCAGUGCUCACGAGGAGUAUUCAGAUACAGUGUAUGAAGAAGCAACAAAAGUGAAAGUUCCAUCAAAGAAGAAAGUUCCUACUAAAGGUCAUAUUGAAACAAGUAGUUCUGAGAGUCAAGGCUCAAUCACAAAAUCAGACACAAAAACUCAAAAGAAGGGAAGAAGCAGUGAUGCUGAUAGAGCACUUAGACCUGAGAGUCAAGGUUCGAUCUCAAAAGCAGUCACAGGAAUAAAGAAAGAAAGAGCUAAAAGAGAAAAGACCAGUGGUACAAAGGAAGUGCCAGACAACAUCCUUGAACAUCAAGAGUCAGGAUUAAAAUUUGGAAUUCAGGCAAAGAAGCUAAAGAUAGUCAAAUCUGAAAAUAUUCACAGUGAAGAAUCAGAUGUUAAGCUGGAGGAUCAAACGGUACCAUCAAGUUCCCAAGUCCAGUUAAAGAAGAAAAAGUCUUUGGGAGGAGAUGUAUUUACUAUUCAUUUUGCAGUACCAGAUGAAAGUCGUGCUUCAGAAACACAGAUGCAAAUGGAAAGAGGAACAACUUCUGGCACUUCGAGACUCACUACAAUUCCUUUAGAACAUUUCAAAAAAGAAGCCUCACUAGACCAUCUAUUUCCUGAGAAGAAACUUUAUAUAACCAGAACCCAGUCUCAGACCAAGAAACAACACUCUCUUUGGGAUAAUAUUACAGGGAGUCAGAAAAAAUCAGCACAAUCAGAACCUCAGACAGAGCUGCACCCAACAGUGAGUGACAUCAUAUUUCACUUGGACAUGGACAGAGUGGUUGAGACUCACCUAGAAAACUUGGAAGAGACCACUGCAGUACAUGAAUUAAGAAGUGAACUUGAGACUGGCACAGAUACAAAAAAUAUACCUGCAACAUCCAAAUCAAAGGAAUCAGUGAAAACAGAAUCGAAGAAUAUGAUUGCUCCGAUUGUUAAAGGCAUGAAACUAAUUGAAAAACUGAAAGUUCAACAGGAUCAGAGUUUAUUGGAAAACAAACCUCAAGAAAAUAUGCGUGACAGGUACCACUCACUCAAGAAAUUUCCAACAAAAGUGAUCAAUAUGUCACCCUUCUCCACUAAAGAAAAUCUCUUCGGAAGUACUUCAGCAGAUGUACCUCCAACAUCAGUUUAUAGAACAUCUAGAAAUUCACGCCUCUCAGAAUCCUUACAGCAAUUACUAAACAUAAAGUCUACAGGGCAUCUGAAACCAGACAGUAAAAAAGAGCAAAGUGAUGAACUUGAAAAACGCCAGCGUAUUUCAGAUAAAUCUACAAAUAAACAAACACAUAAAGGGCAUCUGAAACCAGACAGUAAAAAAGAGCAAAGUGAUGAACUUGAAAAACGCCAGCGUAUUUCAGAUAAAUCUACAAAUAAACAAACAUAUAAAGGACAGUCUAAACAUCAGAAGUUAAAGACACAAGCUGUUUUGACAUCUACCAGAAAGCAGAGACAUAAAGAACAACCUAAACCUGAAACAACAGUUGAAAACAAUGAAAAUCUGACCACCUCUCCUCUAAAUAUCAAAAUCAUGAAAGAGAUAUCUAAAACUUUGAAUUUAGAUGGUGGAGAUAUUGAACUUUCAGACCAUCUGUUCAAGACAAUAUCUGCUGUAAAGAAACUUGAGAAUAAAGAGCUUUCUAAAACCAAAAACUUAGACAAGGGAAAUUCUGAAGAUGUACAAGUUCUGUAUAUGACAACCUCUGCUAUAAUGGAACUUUUGUUAAAAGAGCAAGCUAAAAUUAGGAGCUUAGAGAAGAAAUUAGUUAAAGGAUCAGAAAUUCUGUACAAAUCAGCCACUUCUAUGACGAAGUUUUUCCUUGAAGAGCCACCUAAAGAGAAUAAAAAGAAAAGAAAGGAAAGAAAGAUUGUUGUUAAAAGUCCACACAUUCUGCCUGUCACUACUACACAAAAGCACACGCUCAAAGGUAAAGGAGUGUGA